AGAAUAUCCAUUGUCUCCCACCAUGGUGAACCCAACGAAAAAAGGGGGUAGCAGCGGAGGCAAUGGUUUUAAAGCGUUAGGACUAUCUGAUGAAGUCUACAAGGGGAUUAUCCGGAUGGGAUUUCGAAUGCCUACGCCGGUGCAGCGGAAGUCUUUACCUGUUGUUUUGACUGGUGUCGAUACUGUAGUAAUGGCCAGAACUGGGUCUGGAAAAACGUGUGCUUUUCUGAUUCCGCUACUGGAAAAGCUAUUGGAUACACCAAAGGGUCAAAACGGCAACCAUGUGCGAGGUGUUAUUCUUUCACCUACACGCGAGCUGUCUCAACAAACGCUAAGGGUCAUGAAUAAGUUGGCGGCAGACACAGACAUCCGGUCCAUCGGUAUUCACGGAGGAGAAGGAAUGGAAAAACAAUUCAAUCAACUCGCCUCCAAGCCAGAUGUGAUUAUCGCGACACCUGGUCGCUUGGCACAUCACUUGUCCGAAAUUCCGGAUUUUAAGCUUGCAGGAUGCGCCAUGUGCAUCCUGGAUGAGGCGGAUCGAUUGUUGGAAAUGGGCUUUUCUAUGCAAAUCCGUCAAAUUGCUCGCAGUAUGCCAGAAACCUGCCAGAAAGUUAUGUUGUCCGCCACGAUGCCUAAAGUUCUAGUAGAGUUUACAAAGUCCGGUUUUGCAGUAGAUCCUGCGGUUGUUCGUUUGGAUCAGGAAGCGAGCGUUUCGGAAGAGCUUCGCAUUGCGUUCAUUACGUGUCGUAGUCUUGACAAGGAUGCCGCACUUCUUCACGUUUUGCACCAUAUUAAAGAAGACCAGGAAGAGCACGCAGACAGUCGGACCGGAUUAUCCCUUAUUUUUGCCGCUACUAGACACCACGUCGAGUAUGUUACAACUCUACUAAUAGCGGCAGGUUUUGAUGCUGUAAUGAUCUAUGGAACUCUGGAUCAAGAGGCUCGUAAGAUAAAUCUCGCAGCCUUCAGAAGCGGAAAGAGACCUAUCUUGGUGACAACAGAUGUUGCCGCUCGUGGAAUCGACGUACCGCUCAUCGAUCACGUCAUCCACUACCAUUUUCCUUCAUCUCCGAAAUUGUUUGUUCAUCGAUCUGGACGAGCGGCACGCGCAGGGCGAAUUGGGUAUUGUUGGGGUUUGAUAGAGCCAGACGAGUUGCCAUACAUGAUUGAACUACACCUUUUUCUCGGAAGAAAACCAAUGUCGGCAGAACAGAAAACCGAUGAUGGAAAAACAAUAGAAACAACGUAUACGCUCAAUGAGAUGUCGCCCGAUAUGGUUCACUAUGGAUGCGUCCCCGAAUCAAUCUUAACCAUGGAAGUUGAAAACGUUCAACGUAUCAUGGACUCGGAGCUAAGUGGGUCGUUGGAAGCUGAAUCACUCCGUGCUCUGACAAAAGUUUGCAAGAACGCCAUGAAACAAUAUCGCCGGACUCGAACCGAAGCUAGUCGUG
Messenger RNA from Phaeodactylum tricornutum CCAP 1055/1, 1451 nucleotides. RefSeq lists its product with no specific name. The annotation marks the transcript as partial. The transcript has 2 exons. Lineage: Eukaryota; Bacillariophyta; Bacillariophyceae; Surirellales; Neidiaceae. The record is from RefSeq and is a predicted model, not a curated record. Gene Ontology annotation, molecular function: nucleic acid binding; RNA helicase activity; ATP binding.